Molecule: messenger RNA, 747 nt
Organism: Tricharina praecox
Lineage: Eukaryota; Fungi; Ascomycota; Pezizomycetes; Pezizales; Pyronemataceae
Product: protein-L-isoaspartate O-methyltransferase
Exons: 2
Coding region: 1-747 (248 amino acids)
Biological process (GO): protein modification process
Cellular component (GO): cytoplasm
Molecular function (GO): protein-L-isoaspartate (D-aspartate) O-methyltransferase activity
Source: RefSeq, a predicted model, not a curated record
AUGUCCUGGCGUUCCACCGGACACACAAACAGCGAACUAAUCAACAACCUGUCUCGCAACGGGCUGCUGACGUCGCGCGCGCUGGCAGCGGCCAUGCUCGCCACCGACCGCGCACACUUCUGUCCGCACGCGCCCUACGCCGACGCCCCGCAGCGCAUCGGAUACGACGCUACUAUCUCCGCGCCGCAUAUGCAUGUUUAUGCGCUGGAGGCGCUGUUGCCUUACAUAACUGGCGAGAGAAGGGGGAAGGUGGGGGAAAAGGAGGGCAGGGGAGUGAGGGUCCUCGACGUCGGCUGCGGCAGCGGGUAUCUUCUUGCUGUGAUCGGACAUCUUCUCCCCCCGGGCGGCAAAGUAAUCGGCAUCGAGCACAUCCCGCAACUAACCUCUUUGGCAACCUCAAACCUGCGGCGCUCCCCCGCAACCGCCGCAAUGCUGUCGGACGGGCGGAUCCAGGCCGUGACCGCCGACGGCCGCCAGGGCUAUGCGCCCGAGGCCCCGUACGAUGCUAUUCAUGUCGGCGCUGCGGCGGAUGGGUGGGGCGUUGUGGACACGCUGGUCAAUCAGCUGGGGAGGGGCGGGAGGUUGUUUAUUCCUGUUUGUGAUGGGGAUGGGGGCGAGGGCGAGGGGGGAGGCACUGCGGGGCAGUGGGUUUGGGAGGUGGAUAAGGAUGAAGAGGGAAAGGUCACAAAAAAGAAGAGUCAUGGUGUUAUGUAUGUUCCGUUGACGGAUCGGAAGGAGUUUUCUUAG